GUGCUGCGCUGUGCCGGGUUGUGCUGUGCCGGGCUGUGCGGCUCGGCCUGUCGGUCCCGCCGCCCGUGCCCGCAGCCAUGUGGAGCCGCUGCCGGGGGCUGCUGGGCCGCGGCCGGUCCCUGAGUCGGAAGUCGUGGAGAUGGAAGAGCGUUCCCGCGAAUGAGAGGGCGCUGGAGUACAGAGUGGGCGAGCACAUCCACGGAUUCACGGUGGAGCAGGUGACAGCUGUUCCUGAGCUGUUCCUGACUGCAGUGAAGCUUAGUCAUGAUGGUACAGGAGCCAGGUAUUUACAUGUGGCUCGGGAGGACUCCAAUAAUCUGUUCAGCAUACAAUUCCGAACCACUCCAAUGGACAGCACUGGGGUCCCACAUAUUCUUGAGCACACGGUGUUAUGUGGUUCUCAGAAGUAUCCUUGCAGAGAUCCAUUCUUUAAAAUGUUAAACAGGUCACUGUCCACUUUUAUGAAUGCAUUCACAGCUAGUGAUUACACACUCUACCCAUUUUCAACACAAAAUCCCAAGGACUUUCAGAAUCUCCUGUCUGUGUACUUGGAUGCAGCAUUCUUUCCAUGUCUACGGCAAUUAGAUUUCUGGCAAGAAGGUUGGAGGUUAGAACAUGAGAACCCAGCUGAUCCUCAGACACCUCUAGUCUUCAAAGGAGUUGUUUUUAAUGAAAUGAAAGGGGCAUUUACAGAUAAUGAGAGGAUAUUUGCACAGCAUGUGCAAAACAAAAUCCUUCCUGAUCACACUUAUGGUGUAAUAUCUGGUGGAGAUCCAUUAUGUAUUCCUGAUCUUACAUGGGAGCAGCUUAAACAGUUCCAUGCCACACAUUAUCAUCCAAGCAAUUCCAGGUAUCUGAAAUUGGGACUAACUUUCAGAGAACACAGUGUAACAUGUGGCUUAGACUCGUUUGCUGCUGAUCCUUCCAGGCAGACAACUGUCAGUGUCAGCUACUUGUUAACAGAUAUUACAGACACUUUUGAAACAUUCACACUAAGCCUGCUGUCUUCACUGUUGGUUGAUGGGCCGAAUUCUCCUUUUUACAAAGCCUUAAUUGAGUCUGGUGUUGGUACAGAUUUUUGUCCUGAUGUUGGGUUUAAUGGCUCAACAAGAGAAACUUAUUUUAGUGUGGGUCUACAGGGUAUUGCUGAAAGAGACAUUGAUACUGUGAAACAGAUAAUUGCUAGAACAGUUGAUGAAGUUAUUGCGAAAGGAUUUGAGGAAGAUAGGAUUGAAGCUCUACUUCACAAAAUUGAAAUCCAGCUGAAGCAUCAGUCUACAAGUUUUGGACUUGCCCUGACAUCUCAUAUAGCCUCGUGCUGGAAUCAAGAUGGGGAUCCAGUGGAGCUUCUGAAGAUUGCAGAUCAAGUCUCUCGGUUCAGGCAGUGUCUUAAAGAAAAUCCCACAUUUCUUCAGGAGAAAGUUAAAACAUAUUUUAAGGAUAAUCCGCACAGAUUGACUCUGUCAAUGAGUCCAGAGGAAGACUACCAUGAUAAACAAGCUAAAAUGGAAGCAGAAAAGCUGGAAAAAAAGGUCAAUGCACUUUCUGAAGAAGAAAAAACACAAAUUUUUGAAAAAGGUUUGGAAUUAAUUGCUCUUCAAAGCAAACCUCAGGAUACCUCUUGUCUCCCAGCUUUAAAAGUGUCUGACAUCGAGCCCAAAAUCCCAUUCACUGUGCUGGAGACAACACUCACAGCUGAUGAAGUUCCUGUCCAGUACUGUGCUCAGCCCACCAACGGGGUGGUUUAUUUCCGAGCUGUUUCCAGCUUGAACACUCUUCCCGAGGAGCUCAAACCUUACGUGCCACUCUUCUGCAACGUCAUUACAAAGAUGGGAUGUGGAGCCCUUGAUUACAGGGAACAGGCCCAGCAAAUAGAACUAAAAACAGGAGGGAUGUCUGUCAGCCCACACAUCAUUCCAGAUGAUUCACACCUAGAUGUGUAUGAACAGGGUGUGCUCUUUUCAUCUCUGUGCUUGGAUAGAAAUCUGCCAGACAUGAUGCAUUUAUGGAGUGAAAUAUUUAACAACCCAAGAUUUGAGGAGGAAGAACAUUUCAGAGUGCUAGUUAAGAAGACUGCCCAGGAGCUGUCAAAUGGCAUUCCAGAUUGUGGGCAUUUAUAUGCUUCUAUUAGAGCCAGCAAAAACCUUACCCCUUCUGGAGAACUGCAGGAAAUGUUCAGUGGGAUGGAUCAGGUGAAGUUGAUGAAGAGAAUUGCAGAAAUGUCCGAUAUUAAACCAAUACUGCGCAAACUACCACGCAUUAAGAAGUAUUUAUUAAAUAGUGACAACAUCAGAUGCUCAGUGAAUGCAGCACCUCAGCAGAUACCAGAAGCAUCUAAAGAAGUAGAGAAAUUUUUAAAGGGCAUAGCUAGAAGUAAAAAAGAGAGAAAACCUGUUCGUCCCCAUGUGAUUGAGAAAUCUUCAGAAGUGAAACCUGUGGGAAGUGAAAUGGUUACUGGUUUGCAGAUGACAAGGAAACUAGUUAAUGAUCCUACUUUCAAACCAUGCCAGAUGAAGACCCAUUUUGUACUUCCCUUCCCAGUGAACUACAUUGGGGAAUGCGUUCGGACAGUUCCCUACACGGCUCCAGACUAUGCAAGCCUUCGAAUCCUCGCUCGGUUGAUGACAGCUAAAUUCCUACACACGGAAAUCAGAGAGAAAGGAGGGGCUUAUGGUGGAGGUGCUAAACUUAGUCACAAUGGCAUAUUCACUUUCUACUCUUACAGAGACCCAAAUUCGUUAGCCACUUUGAAAACAUUUGAAAAAGCAGUCGAAUGGGCCAAAUCUGGAGAAUUCACACAACAAGACAUUGAUGAAGCUAAGCUGGCAGUGUUUGCUGCUGUGGAUGCACCGAUAGCUCCUUCUGAUAAAGGAAUGGGUCAAUUCUUGUAUGGGAUUUCAGAUGAAAUGAAGCAGUCGCACAGAGAACAACUCUUUGCUGUCAACAGUGAUAACCUGGUUGAUGUAUCAAACAAGUAUCUUGCAGCUGGGAAGAGCACUCGUGGUCAAGCUGUACUGGGCCCAGAGAAUGCGGAUAUCACCAAAGAUCCCUCAUGGGUCAAACGAUGACUUGCUGCUGAACAUCCCUGCUAACACAAAAGUCAGUCUGUGUGACUACAUCAUUAGGGGUGUUUUUAGUAACUUUUAAUAGUGCUAUGGUAACACUGAAAGAUUCAUUGCUGUUUUUAAGUGUUCACCAAACCAGUUAGAAGCCGCCCUUGAAAUAACGAUGUGAAAAAUUUUCUAACCAUACAGUAUUUAAGAGCAAGAAUUACAUGCUCUGCAUGGCAAAGACAGACCUUAAUCUUUUACUGAAGCAUCACUCCUCCAAUUGCAUAUGAAUACUAUAUAAAGGAAAUAUUUUUGUAUAUGUAAAACUCUAGUUUUAAAUGGUGUUUGAAAUCAUGUCUGCUGUUGGAUAUAUAAAGAACUGUCUCUCAUACUGACAGA
Molecule: messenger RNA, 3449 nt
Organism: Neopelma chrysocephalum (saffron-crested tyrant-manakin)
Lineage: Eukaryota; Metazoa; Chordata; Aves; Passeriformes; Pipridae
Gene: PITRM1
Product: pitrilysin metallopeptidase 1
Exons: 26
Coding region: 78-3068 (996 amino acids)
Biological process (GO): protein processing
Cellular component (GO): mitochondrial matrix
Molecular function (GO): metal ion binding
Source: RefSeq, a predicted model, not a curated record